GUUCGUUCGAAGGCGGAAGCUUGAUUGGAAGAGGGUCAGUCGGGGGCUGGCGGGUGUCGGAGACGGAGCCCCGUUGGGGCUUCCGGUCUGCACAGAGAAGAGAGGGAGGCAGAGGCGUCGGGCAAUAUGGAGAACAUAGCAGAGGCAGUGACGGGGGAGUGCCCCCCUGCGGCCAGCAGCAUGGAUUCCCGGCCGCUGUUCCAGACGCUGCACAUGCUGGCAGAAGACAACGCCGCCUUCUUCCAGACCAGCACCAGCGAGACGGGCCAGCGCUUCCUGGCGGCCUUCACGGCCAUCCGGGAGCACGCCCGGUGCCUGGAGCCGGUGCUCAGCCACUUUGCCACCAUCUACCACAUCUUUGACCUGGACGAGCACACGCUGGCCAACGGCUACCGCAGCCUGGCCCAGACGGUGUGCUGCUGCCUGGCCCACAUCGUCCACAAGAGCCGCUACGUGGCCACCAACCGCCGUAGCAUCUUCUUCCGCAGUAGUCACAACUGUGCCGAGCUGGAGGCCUACUGCACCGCCUUGACCCAGCUCCGGGCCUUGGUCUACUUGGCUCAGCGGCUCCUCACCCAGAACCGGCCCGGCUGCCUCUUCAACCACGAGGACCGCGGGCUCUCGGAGCAGUUCCUGCAGGAGUACAUCACCAUGCAGAAAGGCUGCUUCUACGGCCGCUGCAUGGGCUUCCAGUUUGCACCCUCGAUCCGGCCCUUCCUCCAGACCAUCGCCAUCGGCCUCGUCUCCUUUGGGGAGAAUUACAAGCCUCAUGUUUCUGGCAUUGGGGUUGCAGCCAGCUCGCUUUUCACCAGCGGGAAGUUCGCUAUUGACCCUGAGCUGCGAGGGAUCGAGUUUGAGCGCAUCACUCAAAACCUGGACGUGCACUUCUGGAAAAGGUUCUGGAACCUCACCGAGAUGGAAUUGCUGGCUUCCCUGGCCAGUAUGGCCUCCUCCCAGGUCCGGUUGUGCCGGGCACUGUUGGUGCCGCCUCAUUCCUUCGACCUGCCUCUGGUCGCUGACCCCACCCUGAUGGUGACCAUCACGCCCCCGGUGGCCCACACCGGGCCAGGAGUCGUCCAGAUGAGGCUCAUCUCCCAUGAGCUGCGUGAGGGACAGGACAGCGAGGAGCUGAGCAACUUCCUGCGUCCCGAAGGCCCGCUGGCCCUGGAGCUGCGCUGGAAGACCAAGCCCUUGCCUCGCUCGCCUUACCUGGUGGUGCAUUUCCACGGCGGUGGCUUCGUGGCUCAGACCUCCAAGUCCCACGAGCCUUACUUGAAAUCCUGGGCCCAGAGUCUGGGCGCCCCCAUCCUCUCCAUUGACUAUUCGUUGGCCCCCGAGGCCCCCUUCCCUCGGGCCCUGGAGGAGUGUUUCUAUGCCUACUGCUGGGCCAUCAAGAACUGCCACCUGUUGGGUUCCACAGCACAGAGGGUGUGCCUUGCGGGAGACAGCGCCGGCGGCAACCUCUGCAUCACCGUCUCCAUGCGAGCGGCUGCCUUUGGGAUCAAGAUGCCGGACGGGAUCAUGGCGGCAUACCCGGCCACGCUCAUUCAGAUGUCGGCCUCGCCCUCCCGCCUGCUCACCUUGCUCGACCCGCUCCUGCCUCUUAGUGUCUUAUGCAAGUGCCUCAGUGCCUAUGCCGGGAUGGAACAAGAGUCGGAAGACUCCACCCUGGAGAAGCUCAGCCCCGUCAACAUGGUGCGCAGAGACACGGCCCUGCUGCUCCGGGACUUACGCCUGAGCGCCUCGGCCCUCUUUGGCUCCUUUCUGGAGAACACGGGCAAGAUCCCCGGGGCAGGGGGAACACCCGACGCCGUGAGGAAGAGCAUCUCGGAGGUGGGCCUGAAGUCCAAGUCGGUCUCGAGUUACAAAGACUCCCGCAAGAGCCAGACCUGCCAGGACCUGACCUGUUCCUCUGCUGGUCCCAUGGCCCCGAGCCAUGCCUCCAGCCAAGAGGCCCAGCCCGGCUUCUUCCUGAGCGACGGCGAGUGUGAGGCCACAACCUCAGGCAACGACAACGGCCUGAUCUUUCCCGACGGCUUCCAGCCCUUGCGCUCCAGCCAGCCGGCCACACACCUGGCCCUGGAGCUGUCGCCCAUCGUCAAGAACCCGUUCAUGUCGCCUCUGCUGGCCCCGGAUGGGAUGUUGAAGGGACUGCCGCCGAUCCAUAUAGUGGCUUGCGCCCUUGACCCCAUGCUGGACGACUCCGUGAUGUUUGCCCGGCGGCUGCGGGCCGUGGGGCAGCCGGUGACCCUGCGGGUGGUGCAGGACCUUCCCCACGGCUUCCUCAGCCUGUCGCAGCUGUGCCGCGAGACGCGCCAGGCCUCGGCCCUCUGCACGGAGCUCAUCCGGGACAUUCUGGUUCCGGAAGAUCCAGACUCUCCACAGGCCCCCGCUGCUGCCUCCGCCUCCUCCCUCCGGAAACAUCGCAAGCUGGAGCGGACCUUUCACGCCGGGGCUGCCACCAGCCAGGUGGCCCACCCCGCCCAGCAGAACAGCACGCCCGCCGGGCAAGAGGGCCUGAACGGGGCUGCUCCAGAGAGCAGCGCUGCGCCCAGCGCCGAGGACAGAGCACCGCCCAGCGCUCAGGAGCAUCAAAAGCCAGGGAGCGCUUCCCCGGGAGACCCGCAGAGCGGGUCCAGAGAUGGGGAGGCAUCCCCCUCCGAGGCUGCGGUCACCCCCAGCCAGGGUCCGAACCCCUCGGGCAGCACGGUGGGCAGAGGGGUGGGGGCCUGAGCCCCUCCGGAACAACUGGCUUCGAGACUGCGUGGCAUGGCGUCCUUUUGCGGUGGGGAAUCCCUCUUUGGUGCUUUGACUCUGUGUUUUGAUGAUUCCCAAGCACAAUGGCCCCAGGCCUCAACUCCCCCCAACCCCGAUCAUCCGUGGGGCCUCCUGUUGUGACCGGGGUGGGGUGGGGGUGGAACACGUGUUCUGUAUUAUCCAUUCCUCCACUUCCUGGAAUACUGUUUUUAUACGCAUUGGGUUGUUUUUUUAAAAAAAAAAACUGUAGAACUCUGCAGCCAAUAUUUCCUGGUGGUCUCAGAGUUUGUCCAGCACCAGCACCACCUCUCUCUCUCUCUCUCUCUUCCUGUCCUUCUUCUUAAGCAGAACACUCCAGUGUUACUUGAGCACCUUUGGAAAAGUUCCGUAUUACGGUGCGGGGCUUUUUGAGCCCUACUCUUUGCCACGGAGAGCACAAAUACUACCCGCCCUUCCCUUCAUGGGGCGUUCAGUCCUUCUAGCACUGCCCAACAAGCCCGUAAAAGCACUGUGGACACCUCCUACUCACCAUAUGUGUGAACAGUCGCUGCCCUGCCCCAUCGCUAGGUGAGACAGCCCCGAGCACUGCUCAGUAUUAGCUUUCUUUUGGAGAACACACGCGCACUGUGACCUCCCCCCCCCCCCAAAAAAAUCUGCUUCCUUCUUCCCCACCCCUGGCCCUGAUCUCAUCCUUUUGCCUUUUAUGACUGCUGCUGCUAUGAACCAAACAGGAGUGGAGUUGAGAGGAGAUGGGGGGUUCCUCCCCUCCCGAGAAGGGCUGCGGUAUUCCCUCUCCACCCUUUUCUUGGGGGCAGAGGGGACAGACUAUUUUUGUAAAUA
Elgaria multicarinata webbii is the source of this 3597-nucleotide messenger RNA. It is a transcript of the gene LIPE, whose product is annotated as lipase E, hormone sensitive type. The transcript is spliced from 11 exons. Lineage: Eukaryota; Metazoa; Chordata; Lepidosauria; Squamata; Anguidae. The coding region runs from base 127 to 2733 and encodes 868 amino acids. Gene Ontology annotation, cellular component: cytosol. Gene Ontology annotation, molecular function: triacylglycerol lipase activity; sterol ester esterase activity. The record is from RefSeq and is a predicted model, not a curated record. Gene Ontology annotation, biological process: cholesterol metabolic process; triglyceride catabolic process.